Messenger RNA from Chironomus riparius, 878 nucleotides. NCBI's taxonomy places the organism in Eukaryota, Metazoa, Arthropoda, Insecta, Diptera, Chironomidae. The record is from the annotation of a GenBank genome assembly.
GCCGUGUUGGAUGUACGUUUUCGUUUUCGUGGCUUAUUUUUCAUUAUAGAAAGUUUUGGGAACAACAUCGCGAGAAUUAAUUUAAUUAUUGUUAAAAAUACGUAGAAUAAUCAAGUUGUAAAGAUGAAUAAAAUGAUUAAGUCUUUUGCACUUCUUCUAAUCGUGUCAAUGGCUUUGGCUACAACAACCGAUUCAGGCGAGGAAACCCGUGCUAAAUUAUUAGUAUCUAAACAAAUUCUCAAUAAAUACUUGGUUGAACAACGUGACAUUUUGGUCAAAUAUACUCUUUACAAUGUUGGAACUGGACCAGCUACACAUGUGUCAUUAGAAGAUCAAGGUUUCCCAAGUGAAGCAUUCGAUUUGGUCAGUGGAAAAUUGGAAGUUCAAAUCGACAGAAUUGCUUCUGGAACUAAUAUUACCCAUGUUGUUAUUGUACGUCCAAGAGCUCAUGGAUAUUUCAACUUUACUGCUGCUGAAAUCAGCUACCGUCCAGUUGAAUCAUCACCAAACCUACAAUACGCAAUCAGUUCAGAACCAGGUGAAGGUGGCAUUGUCAACUUGGCUCAAUUCAACAAGCAAUUCUCAUCACAUUUCCUUGAUUGGAUCGCAUUCGUUAUUAUGUGCUUACCAACUGUUGUCAUUCCAUACAGCUUGUUCCUUAAAUCAAAGACGAAAUAUGAACUUCUGGCACAAAAGAAGAAGUCCAACUAAAAUUAAAGACUUUUCAUAUUCAUAAAAAAAUUCUCACAACCUAAAGUUUUUUUUUAAGAAAGCAUCAUUUGUCAGAAAAAAUGCAAAAAACAAAUUUUAAUUAAGUGGAAAAUAUCCUGAAUAAAAAGUUCCCAAGUUGAAAGUGGUGGAAAAAUGAUUAAAAAUAU